AUGGCGGUACCCGCCGCGCUGUCCCCCGCCGCCUUGCCGCUGUGGCGGCGGAUGCUGCAGUCGUCCAUCGACGCGCACGCGCACAUCCCCUCCGCGUCCUUCGUGCAACUCGCCACACUGCGCGCCAACCACACGCCCGCCAACCGCACUCUCGUCUUCAGAGGGUUCAUGGAUACUUCCGACAACCUCAUAUUCUACACUGAUGGCCGCAGCAGCAAGGUCAAGGAGAUCGAGGACUGGCCGUUUGUCGAGCUGUGCUGGUACUUCUCGGAGUCAUGGGAGCAGUAUCGCAUCUCUGGCAGCAUGUGCACUGUGCACGCCAACUCGCCCGACCCUGCGCUCUUACAGCUGAGGCAUGCGGCAUGGCAGCCGCUGACAGCGCAGCAGCGGUGGCAGUACUGCAGAGGCCACCCAGGCACGCCCUGGGAGGAGGACAGCGAGGGGGGUGCAGAUGCAGCGGGGCGGCCGGAUGGGCAUGAGUCAUCGCUGGCAGCGCUGGCAUUGCUGACACAGCCAGACGCACAGGGGAGCAGUGCGGAGGAUAAGGCGGAGGCUGAGAAGGCUGAGUCGGAUAAGGUUGCGUCGGUGGAGCCUGUGGAGGGCUUCUGCGUGCUGCUGCUGGAGCCCCAUGAGGUGGACUACGUGCACGUGCGCACGCCCUCCCGGCACCGACACACAAGGCGCUUGGUAGACGAGGGGAAAGAGGGGGCUGCAGGGGGAAGAGGGUACGAGUGGACUGCAACGCGCAUCCACCUCUAG
This is a messenger RNA of Closterium sp. Naga37s-1, 759 nucleotides long. The record is from the annotation of a GenBank genome assembly. NCBI's taxonomy places the organism in Eukaryota, Viridiplantae, Streptophyta, Zygnematophyceae, Desmidiales, Closteriaceae.